Molecule: messenger RNA, 2614 nt
Organism: Cynara cardunculus var. scolymus (artichoke)
Lineage: Eukaryota; Viridiplantae; Streptophyta; Magnoliopsida; Asterales; Asteraceae
Exons: 1
Coding region: 726-2249 (507 amino acids)
Source: RefSeq, a predicted model, not a curated record
UCCCCACUUCCAUACGAUUCCAUCGAUUCAUCUUCUUCUUGCUUCUAUGUCUAUUCCUUUUAUGAUUGAUUUUGUAACCCUAAAGUGAAGUAGGUCUACUUGCAGAAAUCAUCAGUGAUCAACAUAGAUGAGGAGGAUGGUGAAGACAAUUAACAGUAGCCAAACUUCUGUCUUUCUCGUAGUCAAUGCUUAUCCCAAAAGGUACUCUUCCAAGAUCCCCUCUGAUUUAGUCCUCUUCUUGGGUCUUGGCUUCAUAGAUUGGUAGCUUUCCUUUUCCUGCUGCAUCUGAUUUUUAGUAAUUUCAGUAUUACAUGUCAAAUAGCAUGGAAUUUCUCUUGCUUUUGAUGCAGUAUGUGGAGAUUCAUGCGUUAGGAGGUCGCCUAGAUAUAGUUUUCAUCUAGGUUUUAUCAUCAUUCUUAUGUUAGAUAUUUGUUUGCUGAUUCAUCUUAGUCCAUAUAAAAACUUGUGUCUUUUGGAUAAUAAAUUCAGAAAAAUUUGGGGGUUUUGUGUUCAGCUAGUAAUAUGAAAGCUGAUUCCAUCUUUCUUUAGGUUCUAGAUUGUUGUUGUAUUUGGGGGUUCAGUGGUUGCUUAGUUAUAGAUUAUAGUAUGUUGAACCUGAUAUCGAUAUGAUAGAUUUAGAUUUUUCUUUUUAGAAAUGACCCUUGUGAUGAAGAACUCGAACCCACGAUCCCAAUUGGUAGCCCUUAGAAGUGUGAUUUCGUGAGAUGGGAGAUUCUCUUCUCACAGGCUUUUUAAUGUUAAAUCACCCUCCUUCAACUCUUUUGUCAAUGGAUUCAAGCGCCUCUUCUUCUCAUGAUGAUUUAGACCUUGAGAUGAGUCACCAGAUCAACCCCACCCGUCCGCCCGAUAUCAAUUUACCCCUCUCAUCUGACAGAAGCUCCCCACCACAGUCAUGGAACCAAGAUCAGUGUGAAGUUCUUGAUGUUGGAGUUGGACUUGUAUCCCAGUUGUAUGAAACCGAAAGCUUCCUCAGUGUCCCGAAAAUUGGGAGGAAAUGUGCAAAAAGAGUAGAUAGCAUAUGGGGUGCCUGGUUUUUCUUUAGUUUCUAUUUCAGGCCAGUCUUAAAUGAAAAAUCUAAGGCAAAGAUAGUAAGAGACAGUAAUGGGGUUUCUGGGUUUGAUAAAUCGGAUCUCCAUCUUGAUGUUUUCAUGGUUCAACAUGAUAUGGAGAACAUGUACAUGUGGGUGUUCAAAGAAAGGCCUGAAAAUGCACUCGGAAAGAUGCAGCUAAGGAGCUACAUGAAUGGGCAUUCACGCCAAGGAGAGCGUCCCUUCCCUUUUAGUGUUGAUAAGGGUUUCGUUCGAUCUCAUAGGAUGCAACGCAAGCAUUACAGGGGGCUCUCAAAUCCGCAGUGCGUCCAUGGUAUUGAGGUUGUUUCGUUGCCCAACCUCACAAUUCUUGACGAAGAUGAGCGCAAAAGAUGGACAGAACUCACCGGAAGGGAUCUGAAUUUCAUGAUCCCACAAGAAGCUAGUGAUUUCAGUUCGUGGAGAAAUCUUCCCAACACUGAAUUCGAACUUGAGAGGCCACCUACACUAAGAAACAACUUGAAUUCUCAGUCAAAGAAGUUACUUAAUGGAUCAGGGUUAAAUCUUUCAACUCAACCUUCCAAUCACAGCAAUGGGGAUACAAAUGUCAUGGAUCUUUCUCCAAUUGGCAACAAGAAAAGGAAGGACUUAUUCCCACAUGGAAAUGAAGAAGAUAUCUGUUUAACGGUUAAUCAUCCUCCGCCUGAAAGAUUACCAAAUUUGGAAAUGAAUCCAAAUGAGCCAUAUUGGUUGAAUGAGUUCACUGGGGUUGUGAGGAAUGCUUGUGGACCAGUGACGGCUGCAAAAACAAUAUAUGAAGAUGAACAAGGUUACUUGGUUGUCAUAAGCUUGCCAUUUGUAGAUCUUCAAAAGGUCAAAGUUUCUUGGCGAAACACCCUUACGCACGGGAUCAUUAAGGUUUCUUGUAUAAGCGUAUCUCGCAAGCCGUUCAUCAAAAGGCGCGACCGCACCUUCAAGCUUACUGAUCCAUGUUUGGAACACUGCCCUCCUGGAGAAUUUGUCAGAGAAAUCCCGCUUUCAACUCGCAUUCCUGAAGAUGCAAAUAUAGAAGCAUAUUAUGAUGGACCUGGAUCAGUGCUGGAGAUUUUGGUCCCAAAGCUCCGGGAAGGCCCAGAAGAACACGAGGUGCGUGUUUGUCUUCGCCCUCAUCUUGUUGGUAACGAUCUUAUGUUGACUUGAGAAGAUGCUUCUUUGGAAGGUAAAUUCAUGGGGGGUCGUGGUUUGUAGUUUAAUGUUGUAGUAUGUAUUGUAUGAAGUCGCAUAGCCGGCCAUUUAUUAGCAUCAUGGGUUGGUUGCUAGAAUAAAACCGAUUUCCGUAUUAUUUAAAUACUAGUUAAACGUUUGAUAUCAUAUGAAUCAAUCUGCCUCUAAAACAACAAGUGUUUGCACUUGAAUGCUGUAUGUUAUGUAGUGUUUGAUCUCAUGGUGCCUUAUUAGGGGUUGAGAUACUUGGAAUUCCGAAGGGCCACAUCAAGAUUUAUGGUGUAAUUCUGACUUUCCUUUUUGUGUGAAUAUGGAAAGUGUUGUCAUGCCUUUUUCUUUCU